Molecule: messenger RNA, 609 nt
Organism: Prunus armeniaca (apricot)
Lineage: Eukaryota; Viridiplantae; Streptophyta; Magnoliopsida; Rosales; Rosaceae
Source: the annotation of a GenBank genome assembly
AUGCUGGGUACUCUGCUAUACACACUCUUGACAGAUGGUACUCCUUUUCGCACAGAGCUUUUGACUCCGUGGAUGACAGCAACACUAAUCGACUUUUAUAUCAAUGUUGUUGCUCUAUCAGUUUGGGUUGCCUACAAAGAAUCAAGUUGGAUUACUGCAGUCCUUUGGAUAAUCUUUCUGAUAUGUUUUGGCAGCAUUACCACAUGUAUCUACAUUGUCCGGCAGCUGCUGGGGAUGGCAUCCCAAGAUCCAAUCUACCUUGUUUUGCUAAAACGUGGUAGCAGAUUAAGUCUUGUGCAUUGCCUUCUCUUCAAGCUCUCAUCCAUGGAGAAAACACGAUCAUCCCUUCAUUCUCCCACUAACGGAAGUCUCAUCACAAUUCUUAGUAUUGAUGGAGGUGGAAUAAGAGGGAUUAUCGCAGGAGCUAUACUCAAGUUCCUAGAGUCUGGGCUUCAGAAGCUGGAUGGGACGAGCAUAAGUGACCUUGUGGCGGCCAUGCUUACUACUCCAGAUGAAAAUAAGCGUGCCUUGUAUGCUGCUGAAGAUAUCAUCUCUUUUUAUCUCAAACACUUUCCUUCUUUCCCCAACCCAGGUGCAGUUAAUUGUUGA